Labeo rohita (rohu) is the source of this 2018-nucleotide messenger RNA. Its product is annotated as verrucotoxin subunit beta. The record is from RefSeq and is a predicted model, not a curated record. The coding region runs from base 99 to 2018 and encodes 639 amino acids. Lineage: Eukaryota; Metazoa; Chordata; Actinopteri; Cypriniformes; Cyprinidae. The transcript is spliced from 5 exons. Gene Ontology annotation, molecular function: protein binding.
AUAAGAACAGAAAUCCAGCUGGCUUCAGACUUCAGUCGAAGACAUUACCAGACAACUUCAUUUAUUAACAUACCAUAGACUGCACAGAAACUCCAGACAUGGGAUCAGAACCCAUUGAACUGGCAGCCCUAGGAAGACCUCUCUUUCCUGGUAUGCUGUAUGACUGCCGCAAGGAUUCCUUAAUUCCAGGUGUUACUUUGUGGGAUAAGAAAUCACUGAGUGAAGAUUUGGACAGUCAUCUUAAGCUCAUGACAGAUUUGAAGUUCAGUAGCUCUGACUCUCUCUCUAGUAAGGCCAGUCUCCUGAACAUAAGCGCUUCACUGAAGGCCAGCUUUUGUGGGGGGCUGGUGGAGGUGGGAGGAUCUGCCAAGUUCCUGCGAAACACCAAAUCCUCCAACCAACAGUCCAGAGUAACAAUGCAUUACAGUGAAACCUCGAGAUUCGAUCAACUCACUAUGACUCAGCUGGGCCAGAUCACCUACCCUCAGGUGUUUGACCAGAAAACUGCAACUCAUGUGGUCACGGCUGUGCUGUACGGAGCUCAGGCCUUCCUGGUUUUUGAUCGCUCAUUUGCAGAAGAUGAAAACAAGCAGGAGAUUGAGGGAGAACUAGAUAUCAUGGUCAAGAAGAUCCCUGGAUUUUCCAUUGAGGGAAAAGGAGCUUUAAAAAUGACAGUUGAGGAUAAUAAAAAGGCUGAGAAUAUCAACUGCACAUUUCAUAGUGACUUCAAUCUUGAGCAGAGUCCCACCACAUACAUGGAAGCCCUAGAGCUGUACAAGAAGCUCCCCACUCUACUGAAGGAGAAUCCACAGAAUGCAGUGCCAAUAAAAGUCUGGCUCUAUCCUCUUUCCCUAGUAGAUACAAAAGCAGCUCAGCUGAAGAGAGAAAUCAGCACACGUUUGAUUUCCAACAUUGGAGAUAUGAUGGAUUGGCUGGGGGAUGUAGAGAGGACAUGCAAUGACCUGUGUGGAAGAACAGAGGUAAAUGUUUUCAGUGACGUCAAAGAAAGGCUGUGCUCAUUUCAGGAUUCAUUUAGCAUUUACAAGAUAGUGCUCCAGAAAGCACUGGCCAGAGUCUUGCCUGCCAUUCGAGGAGGAGGUAUGGAGGAACAAUCCCUGGAAGACAUCCUGAAGAUACACAGCAGCUCCCCUUUUAAUGCUGAAUUACUUAACCAAUGGUUAGAUGAUGCAAAGUCUGAACUUAACUUGUUGAAUAAAAACAGCAAGACACUAAAUGAGAUCAACAUUGCAGAUUCAGACGGGCUCAGCGCCAUCCUUCUUGAUCCUGAUGUUGAUGUAGUGUUGUGCUUGACUUUCACAUCUCUAAAAUAUGAAGACCCAUAUCUUUCAACCCUGACAGAGUUUCUAAAAUCUGACACGUUUAAAGAGCUAGAUGAAAUAAAACCCCUGCAUUCUGUGAGAUCAGACAUCAGGAAGUGGUUCAAAGAUCCUGAUGUCAUUGCAAAGAUGAGAGAGAACUUACAUCUCUUCAAGAGAUUUUCAGAGGCCAAUAAAAAUGAGAAGAGUAUCCAAUUCAUUAUAUCUGCCAUCUCCAGUCGCACCAUUCCAGGCUCCUCCAUCUAUCUGUAUGAAAAUGGGAAACUGACAGACACAAAGUUUCAGCCCGUGUCCAAGCCGCCCCCACCAGUAGUGAAGAAUGUCCUGGACUCAUCUGUUUCCCUGAAACUGCAGAAGUCCCCAACUGGAGAAACAGUGAAGUACAGAGUGGAGUACAAGCAGAUCAAAGCAAAUUCUGGAGCUGAGGAACAAUGGGUUGUCAUUGACACAACUGAUGAAGACUUCAGCCUUACUGAACUGGUAUCUGGAAAGCAGUACCUGAUCCGCUACAGGAUACUGGGUAAAGUGGGAGUGAGUGAAGCCAGUGAAACUGUCAGUCCUACGCUCGCUUUAAUCACCAACUGGACCAGGGACGACUUCCUACAAUGGUUCUUCCCUGAGAUCUGGAACCAGGGCCUCAUCAGCCCGAUUUACAAGAAUGGAGACCCCAACAAAUACUGA